This is a messenger RNA of Blepharisma stoltei, 936 nucleotides long. The record is from the annotation of a GenBank genome assembly. Lineage: Eukaryota; Ciliophora; Heterotrichea; Heterotrichida; Blepharismidae.
AUGUCAUUUUCAUUGAAAAACGAAGAUCCUCUCUCUUUGUCAUUUCUAUAUCAAGAAGACCAAUGCAACCUUUCAAAUCAAAACUUACCACCUUUAUCAUUAUUUGCUAGGAUUCUGAAUUAUGACCAAUCUGACACAUCGUUAAAUGCAAUUUCAAAAAAUAAAUCAGCCUUAUCCCCAAUCCAAACCUCUAAAAACUCUUCAGACCUUCACGAGUCUUGAAAAUAUUCAAAAGAAGUCUCAGAUAUUCUUCAAGGGCAUCAUCUAUACGCCCCCAGUGUUUUAGUCAAAAGUGGGUCUCAAAACUAUAACGGCCUACUCAACGAGUUCAGCGAAGACGUAGAACGAGGAGAUCUGAGCCCAAGUAGUCAAGAUUUUGAAGAAGGGUCUAUAGACUAUAGUCUUACUGAUGAAGAUAACGCUAACAAAGAAACUAUUGUAAACUUGCCAACUGAAAAAGCACCCCCUGGAUAUUUAACCCCAAACUCAAAAAUCUCCCCAGGAAAAGGAAUGAGAACAUCAACAGUUUAUACAAAUUUGAGCUCUGAUUCAAGUGUCAUGAUUACAUCUUAUUUAUCAAAUAACGGCACAAAGCUGCCUGCUAGAAAGAUAUCGCAGCUUAAACCUGAGCCUGAAGAAGAAUUUGAAGUUAUUGAAAGCAAGCCCAGACUUAUAAGGCCAGAUCGAAGUGUCCAUACAAGCAUAAGAAAAUCGACUUUGGCUUUUCCAAACUUGCUAUAUUGUCCUACAUGCAAUGAAGAUACUUAUUCGAAUAUAUCAUUCCAAGUACAAAAUUUAGGCUUUAUUGAUUCAAUUAAGUUCUUCUUUCAUGCUAUCAAGUGUUGCAGAGAAGUGAACUCACUAAGCAAGUAUCAAGAAAUUGUGCAUACGUGCAGAAAAUGUAAAAAUGUCUUAGCAAGGGUCAGAGUGGCGUAG